This is a messenger RNA of Iphiclides podalirius (scarce swallowtail), 3606 nucleotides long. Lineage: Eukaryota; Metazoa; Arthropoda; Insecta; Lepidoptera; Papilionidae. The record is from the annotation of a GenBank genome assembly.
AUGAGGACUCGUAGUAAUUCGGGGGUUCGUUUGGAUUAUUACCAAAGGCUUGUGCACAAGUUAAUUUUAGAUCAUCAGCAACCUGUGACUGGAUUGUUCCCCGCAAGUCCCCAUAAUGAUCAUGCCUGGAUACGUGACAACCUUUAUUGUAUAUUGGCCGUCUGGGGAUUAUCGAUGGCUUUCAAGAAAAUUGCAGACCAAGAUGAAGACCGCGCUAAAACUUAUGAGCUUGAGCAAAGUUGCGUCAAACUUAUGAGAGGUCUUUUGAUGGCAAUGAUGCAACAAAAGGACAAAGUUGAGAAAUUUAAAAGUACUCAGCAUCCAUUGGAUUCUAUUCAUGCUAAGUAUUCAUCAAUAACUGGUCUUGUUGUGGUUAAAGAUGAUGAAUGGGGACAUCUACAAAUAGAUGCCAUUUCAUUAUACCUCCUUAUACUUGCUCAGAUGACUGCAUCUGGCUUACAAAUUGUCUUUUCAUUGGAUGAAGUAGCUUUUAUACAAAAUUUAGUUUUCUACAUUGAAUCGGCUUAUUGUACCCCAGACUAUGGAAUUUGGGAGAGAGGGGACAAAACUAAUCAUGGAUUACCAGAACUCAAUGCAAGUUCUAUUGGAAUGGCAAAAGCAGCUCUAGAAGCUGUGAAUGAAUUGGAUCUUUUUGGUGCCCGUGGUGGUCCUUCAAGUGUAAUACAUGUUUUAGCUGAUGAAGCUCAAAAGUGCCAAGCUGUUUUACAAUCAAUGCUACCCAGAGAGUCAAACAGUAAAGAAUUAGAUUCUGGUCUUUUAUCAAUUAUAAGCUAUCCAGCUUUUGCCGUGGAUGAUCCACAACUAAUAGCAAAAACAAGAGAGACAAUUGUUACAAAACUUCAGGGGAAAUAUGGAUGCAAAAGAUUUUUAAGAGAUGGCCAUAAAACGCCAAGAGAAGAUCCAAACAGAUUGUAUUAUGAGCCAUGGGAGUUAAGAAUGUUUGAGAAUAUAGAAUGUGAAUGGCCAUUGUUUUUUUGUUACCUAAUGCUUGACUACUGUUUCCAAGGAGAUAAAGCUAAUACAGUAGAGUACAUGCACAGACUAGAAAAGGUAAUGAUAAGGAAAGAUGAUGGAUUGAAACUUGUGCCCGAGUUAUAUUCUGUACCAGUAGAUAAGGCUGAUGCAGAAAAACAAGAACCUGGAAGUCAAGAACGAAUACCACUUGGUAGGUGUCCUUUUAUUUGGGCACAAUCUUUAUACAUUCUGGGAAAAUUACUGCAGGAGGGAUUUCUAGCUGUUGGUGAAUUGGAUCCUCUUAACAGAAGAUUGUGCUCUGAGAAAAAGCCUGAUGUGGUUGUUCAAAUUGUUAUACUUGCUGAAGACAAUGAAAUAAGAGACAAAUUGUUGGAGUAUGACCUACAUGUUCAAACUAUUAGUGAAGUAGCACCAAUAGAAGUUCAACCUGCAAGAGUUUUAAGUCAUCUCUAUACAUAUUUGGGUCGUAACAAAAAAUUGGGUCUAUCCGGAAGAAAGUCGCGUGACGUUGGUAUACUAAGUACAAGCAAGUUGUAUUCUUUAAACGAUCGUAUAUUCGCUUUUACACCGCAGAAUUUCGACUACGAGGAGUACUACAUGUCCCGCGACCCGGCGCUGCUCGCGAGCACUUUUACGACGAACGUCGCGUUCCUCGGCAUGAGCUGGAAACAAAUGCUAGGCAGGCCGACGAUCACAUUGCUGCGCCACUCAGUACCUGUUAGGUUCAAUGUUUCAGAUCAAGGCAGGAUACCAAUGGCGAUGAUAACCACGAUGAAAAAGCUAAAAUCGGGGUACAUUAACGGCACUCGGGUGACUCUUGGAAAUCUUGGUGACUUUUUAAGCACUUCAGCAAUAACGAACUUGAGUUUCCUGGGUAGUCAAGAAGACGGCUAUCCCGACAAACUGAACCCCCAAGUCCAGAGCUACCUGGAGGAGCACCUAAUGAAGUCGAUUAGUAACAAGACAAGCUUCCUGCCGCGGCCGGCCGGAGUUCGCAAUGCGAAGAUGCUACGUCGCCGUAUGUCUGUUAGAGGGGCCAUUAAGAAGACGCGCUCAAUCAAUGUAGACUCGGAGACAUUAGGUAUGGAGGGAGAGUACGUCGGACCGCAUCUUGAGAGGAAACCAUCUUGGCUGGAGGUGGAACCGGUAUUCGGUCGCAGCCCGUCCCCCGAAGAUGCUAGAAAGAGAGUCAUAACAAAAGGUACAUCAACCACCAAUUUGGGCAUCGUGACGCCCACAAUUGAAGUUACAAAAGAAAAAACGCCGUCGCCGCCUAAGGACGAAGGUGCGGUGAGCAAGACCCCGCCGGUGGUCCGCAACCGCACCACCUCCGAGUCCCAGGGUCUGGUCUACGCCGAGCAGGAGACUGACGAGCUGAUCGCUAUGCUCCGGGAGACAGAGAGCCUCGACGAGCAGGGCGACAUACUUCAGUAUCUUGUGGACACGCACGGCCUCGAUUUCAACACGGGGAUGCUGGAGAACGGCAAGCCGGUGACUGUGAAGGACCUCCUGAAGGCGCUGUACGAGAAGGCGUGCGCGCAGAAGCUGUGGGGCCUGGUGCGGCACACGGCCGGCAUGCUCGGCAAGCGCGUCGAGGACCUGGCCAAGGCGGUCACCGACCUGCUGGUGCGCCAGAAGCAGAUCACCGUCGGCAUGCCGCCCAGCAACGAGCACACCAUCACCGCCCCGCUGCCGGAGAACGAGCUACGCCAGCUCAUACACCUGGCCUAUGGAGACGACGAGAGCACGGCGAUGUUGACCCAGGAGCUGCUUGUGUACCUCGCAAUGUUCAUAAGGACGGAGCCCCAACUGUUUCUCGAGAUGUUGCGUCUUCGCGUCGGACUAAUUAUUCAGGUAAUGGCGACGGAGUUGUCUCGCACUUUGUCAUGCGAUGGUGAGGAAGCGUCCGAACAUCUGCUGAACUUAUCACCUUUCGAGAUGAAGAACCUCCUUUAUCACAUCCUCAGCGGCAAGGAGUUCGCUAUAAACAGCGCAAACUCCCUGUUUGUAAUAAAGGAAAAGAUCAAUAAAGACAAAGUCGCCCGUGGAAACUUCUCGAUCGUGAGCAACACUUCGACUAGAUACGGGAAGAAGUCACAAAUCGUUUUGGAGGGACAGUCCCUUCAAGGCGGCAUUGAAGACGCGCCGAUGGUGGAGCAGGACCGGCAGGGCCAGUGGCUGCGUCGGCGCCGUCUCGACGGGGCUUUGAAUCGCGUACCAAGGGACUUCUAUCCGCGCGUAUGGGGCGUCCUCGAGAAGUGCCAAGGCCUGGUGAUCCAGGGCAAAGUGCUGCAGCCGAAUUUGACCCAAGAGAUGACUUCCGGAGAGUUGAAAUUCGCGCUGGCGGUGGAGACCGUGCUGAAUUCGAUCCCUCAACCGGAGUAUAGGCAGCUGGUGGUCGAGGCACUGAUGGUGCUCACUUUGGUCGUGGAGUAUAAGGCCGUGAACCAUUUGGGCGGGACGAUCACCGUGGAGCACUUGGUGCACAAGGCGAACCAGAUAUUCCUGGAGGACCAGAUGCGGUGCAACGGCGACGCGACCCUCUGCUGCGCGAAGGCGGACUGCUUCGGGGGGGCGCUGCUGUGCGGGGGGAUUCUCGUUUUCGCUUUG